UUUUGCUAUUUUGGGCUGAGAUCUAUCUUGAGGACAGGUAUUCAAUGGGAGCAGAGCCAAGGUGUGCCGGGAUCAGGGACAGACGACUGACGAGCUCGGGUUCAGUGGAGGAAGAGUGGGUGAUAAAGCAGCUGGCAACGAGCAUCGGCCUAGCUAAAGAUGUCUGAGUUGAAGAAUGCCAUUCUAACCAAGCCCUCACUGAGCGAGACCCAGGUGGUGGAGCUGGUAGGACAAUUGUAUCGUCUGAAUGUCUCAGAGGUCCAGCCACUGCCCAGCUACGUGGACCAGAACUUUCACAUCCAGGUACCUGAGACCCAAGUAAGCAGGAAUCACAGGAGGAGCUACGUCCUCAAAGUCCUGAACACAACCGACAGCCAAGAUGUAGAUUUGGUGGAAGUACAAACACGAGUCUUGAUGUUCUUGAAGCAGAAAGGUUUUCCCACCCCCACACCCAUCCCAACCACUGAUGGCAGGAUUAUGUCGCUGGAGACGAUUAAAUCUGGUCAAGAAUAUAAGAACCAUAUGGUCCGCUUGUUCACCUAUUUACCGGGAAUUCCACUGCAGCAGAUUCCUGCAGGCCCACUGACCUUGUACAAGGUCGGGCAAACUCUCGCUCAGAUUAAUAAGGUUCUCAAAGAAUUCCAACAUCCCAAACUGAAGAGUCUACAGAGAGAUUCCUUCAUCUGGAAACUUACGAACAUUCACCAGCUGAAAGAGUACCUAUACAUACUGAAGGACAGUGACCGCAAAGUUAUGGAGCAAAUUAUUCAGCAAAUUCUAGAGAAGGUGCUUCCAAAUAUCAGCAACUUUCAUGAAAGCAUCAAUCAUGGAGACUUCAGUCACACCAACGUUCUAGUGCAUCCUCGUCAUUCAUCAGCUGAUCGCUCCAACCCAGGUCACCUGCAACAGGAGUUGGACAUCUCUGGCAUUCUUGACUUUGGUAACAUCAACUCUGGUUACUGUGUGUGUGACCUGGCCAUAUGCAUAAUGUACAUGAUGCUGGACAACAACGAUCCCAUGCAUGUGGGGGGCCACAUUCUCGCGGGCUUUGAAAGUGAGAUAUCCUUAUCUCCCCAGGAGAGGGAUGCCUUGUAUUUGCUGGUUCUUGGCAGGUUUGCUCAGUCGCUGGUUAUGGGGAGAUAUGUAGUCCAGUUUUACCCAGACAAUGAGGAAUACCUUAUGACCACAUCAAGAACUGGUUGGAUGCUUUUGCAUCAGCUCUGGGAACUGGGUGAAGAAGCAGUGCAGAAAGUUUGGUUUGAGACAGCUGACUCCUAUCUCACUCCAUGACCUCCCCAGUGGAACUGAGGUGACCCAGGCACAACAGCUUCUCAUAAAAUAUCCAUGUAUUUAAGGGAGAAAUUACUAAAUUGCAAUCAUUAAGCAUGUCCACCAACUGAAUGGUCCAUUCAUGUUUAAAUAGAUUUUUGAACCAUCAUGCUUGCUUUUCUCAUGCUUUACUAACUGCAUCUAAACCUACAACCCACCUGUGAAUCCCUCAACAGUCACCAAACCCAGUAUACACCUUGCCCAGAUAUGAAAUGGUGUAUCAACCCUCUGGGGCGUGAGACUUGGUUAAUAGUCUCACUAUCCUGAGUCCAAUUGUCCUAAAGAUAGUGUAGAGAAGCUCAUGGGUUAAUCUUCAAACCACGUGCCAUUGCUGAUGACAGCAUAGGUGAUGUUUUGGUGUGGGUUAGGGUUUGUUGAAAUUCCACCAACAUUCCUCUGCACUCUGAUUUCUGGUUUUUCGAGCCAAGCUACUUCCACUAUCAGUAGCUGAAUUGUCACCCGAGGACCUGGUGUGAAAUGGUCACUGUCAGCACAGGGUGCUCACUCUGUGCCGUAGGUUGGGGAGAAUCAGCUCCUUGAUCGUCCAUUCCCCUCAGUUUUUCCUUCCUCGGGUAAUUUCAGAUUUCGUUCAUCUCCUGCUUCUGCUCCACCUAGCACCUCUUGGCUCUCAGCCUUUGCCAGUCUCUUCCACCAAGCCCCAUCCCCAUUUCCUCAGUCACCUCUGCCCCCUUCCAUCCAGCCCACUUGGCAAGUUCAAACUUCAUCGCGACUUUUCCCGGUUCCAGCAUGAAACGUUAACUUGUUUUCCAUCUCCGCUCUGGUAUCUCCAGCUUUUUUCAAAAAUGUUUUUCUUUCUGUAGCAUUCAAUUAUAGCAAUAUGGUGCUCGGAUGGUUGUGGAUGUGGCACAGGUGUGGAUAGGGUAAGAGGGCCGACGUAACCCUGGCGCAGAUAAUAUGAAGGAUCAGUGGAUAUGGUGAUGGGGCAGAUUUAGCAUAUCUACUGUCUAGUGAUGUGGUGGAAAUGGCACUGUGGGGGGUAUGUGCGAUUAUGGACAGAGAGUGCUAUGGCACCUCUGCUGUCACCACACAAAACCCUGAAAGGUUUGGAAUUUUAAAUCUAUUAAAACAUCGGCUGUGUAUACCUUUUAUGCUGUAAUAUCUGUACCCAUGACUAUUAAUACAUCUGAUCAGCAAUA
Molecule: messenger RNA, 2486 nt
Organism: Hypanus sabinus (Atlantic stingray)
Lineage: Eukaryota; Metazoa; Chordata; Chondrichthyes; Myliobatiformes; Dasyatidae
Product: hydroxylysine kinase-like
Exons: 5
Coding region: 160-1290 (376 amino acids)
Molecular function (GO): amino acid kinase activity
Source: RefSeq, a predicted model, not a curated record